AUGAACAAUUUACAAAGUGUAAUUGAUCGUCAGCUAGGUAUUUAUGGUCGGUUUAACUACGAUAAUAUUCUGAAACGGUUCGUGGUCUACGAGGAUGAGUCUUAUUAUGGACUGCAGAGCAAUGCUCAGGCUGCCAAUUUCGAUCAAGACUCACCUAUAUUUGCUUGUCGCUUCUCAGAAGCUUCAGGAUAUGAACACAUAGUAGCACUGGCAGAUGAAGACGGUCAGGUUACUAUUCAGGAUACAUCAACAGCAUCAAAAGCUAAUUCUUUGGAAGGGUUUCAAUGUCAUGAUAAUGCUGUUUUUGAUUUAGCUUGGAUGCCUAAACACAUGAAUUUUGUCACAGUUUCAGGAGACCACACGGCUAGCCUGUGGAAUGUUGCAGAAUCUGCACCUAGACGUGUAGUUUUAUUCACUCACCACACGCGUUCUGUAAAAACAGCCGUGUUCCGACCGCAAGAGCCAGCCGUGUUCGCGACGGGCGCUCGAGACGGUCGAAUCCUUAUUUGGGAUGUUCGAGCUAACAAUCAACCUUCUGUAGUAGUUAAGCCCGAUAACUGCUUAGUAAACUGCCACUCUUUAAGUUUUACACCCAAAACCCCCGGAUCACACUCUAAGAGAGCUCGCCUUGAUCCCCACCGUGCCAUAUCAGUCACUGGUCUCGUUUUCCAAGAUGACCAAACGCUCAUCUCAUGUGGAGAAUGCGAUGGAAUUAUCAAAGUGUGGGACCUACGCAAGAAUUACAGUGUACACAGAAGGGAGCCCCUUCCGAAACACGCUAUACCGUACUGCGGAAUGUCCACUAAAAAUGGUUACACGAAUCUUAUCAUUGAUAACGCUAGAAUGCGUCUUUAUGCAAGUUGUAUGGAUAAUUAUAUUUACUGUUUCAAUAUAUCCACUUACAACACCAUACCUGAGCAAAGAUACAGGGGACAUGAAAACAGUACAUUUUACAUUAAGACUAGUUUAAGCCCGGAUAGUAUGUAUCUUGUCAGUGGAAGUAGCGACAAAAAUGCCUAUAUUUGGAAUGUCAAGUAUUCUGAUCCGAUCGUUAAACUAACUGGGCACUGGGCUGAAGUGACUUGCGCUGCUUGGUGCCAGAAGGGCGACGUAAAAAUCGUGACAUGCAGUGACGAUGCUCGCCAUAAAAUUUGGAGAAUCGGACGCGAGUGCCUCGAAGACGAUGUGAAAUAUGAAGGUAAAGCUGAAAUCGUCCCACGCAGAGAUAUCUCUCACCCCGAUCUAUGGAAGGCUAGGCAUAUUGACUUGACACCGAAUUCUCUAAAGAGAAGAUUAGGCAGUAACAGGUCGAGUUCGCAGAGCCCAAAGCGUAUGCGAACAGAAAGUGCCACGGGAAGAAAAACAAAACGAUGCCUUACAGACCUCAUGAACGCGUCUAAGGGUGACGAGUCUCUAGCAAAGAGACUUAGACCAGAUGUUAUUCCUGAAGAGGAAGAGCCAAAGUUAUUGCCAGCGGGUUCUAAACGCCACUUAAACGAUGAUAGAGAUAGUGGGAAGAAGGUUUAUAAUUCAGAUCCAAUCCAAACGGCAAGCGAGUGCUAUAUUGCGCAAGCUAGUUGUUCUUUUACAACUCCCACCAAAAAUUAUGAAAAAAAAUCCUGCAAACUUCUUUCGCCAAAAAGCCCUAAAGCUAUUUCGCCAUCUACAAUGUCGAACAGAACUCCAGUCAAAGUCACCCCAAGCAAAGUUAGAAUUAUCUCUUUCUCCACUCCUACAGAAAAUUUGCCUAAUUACGUACUGACUGGUGAAGCACCGCACCUAAGCCUAAUGUCACCGGUGAAGAAAAAACAGGAUACGACAAAUUGGUUGACACUGAUGGUUCGACAGAAGAAAGGAAAAGUGGAAGACAAAGUUCAAGUUACGUCAGCCCCUCUUAGUCCAAAAGACCAAAACACACCAACGCGAAGAAAUUCAGCCACAGAAAGACUGCCAAAAACAAACAAACAUGGGACGCUACUUAAAUAUUUUAGUGUUUCCAGACGAGAGAACUGA
Pieris macdunnoughi is the source of this 2013-nucleotide messenger RNA. The record is from the annotation of a GenBank genome assembly. NCBI's taxonomy places the organism in Eukaryota, Metazoa, Arthropoda, Insecta, Lepidoptera, Pieridae.